AUGCCCGCCAAGGACGACAAGAACCACGCUCCCGUCCCGGUGCACGUCUCCCUGCUCGCCGGCGGCGUUGCCGGCGCCAUCGAAGCCGCGCUAACCUACCCUUUCGAGUUCGCCAAAACACGCGUCCAACUGCGCAACGAGCAAGCCCAGGCCGCACCACCUUCGCUCCGCGCGGCAGCAACAAAUCGCCCCGCCUACAAGAGCCCCAACCCCUUCACCAUAAUCCGCGAUGUCGUCCGCGACGAGGGCCCGCGCGCCCUCUACUCGGGCUGCACCUCGCUCGUCAUCGGCUCGGUGGGCAAGGACGGCGUGCGCUUCCUCUCGUUCGACCUGAUCAAGCGGCAGUUCGCGGACAAGGAGACGGGCACCCUGACGCCGCUGCGCAGCCUGGGCGCCGGCAUGACGGCCGGCGUCGUCGCGUCGGCCACGGCCGUGACGCCGACGGAGCGCAUCAAGACGGCCCUCAUCGACGACGCCCGCGCCGGCGGCGAGCGGCGGUUCCACGGGAGCAUGGUCAAGGCGAUACGCGGCGUGGUGGCCGACGAUGGGGUGGUGAGGGGCUUGUACAGAGGGUUUGCGGGGACGACGCUGAAGCAGGCGAGCGCGACGGCGGUUCGGAUGGGGACGUACAACAUCUUGAAGGAUUGGGAGAGCAUGAGGGGUGUCGAGCAAUCGACGGCUGUGAACUUUGCGAAUGGCAGCGUGGCGGGUAUUGUGACGACGUAUGCGUCCCAGCCAUUUGAUACGAUUAAGACGAGGUGUCAGAGCGCGAGGGGCGAGUCGACUGUGGCGGCGAUAAGGAGUCUCUGGGAGGAUGGCGGGUUGAGGGGAUUCUGGAGAGGAACGGUGAUGAGGUUGGGAAGGACGGUUUUCAGCGGUGGGAUUUUGUUCACUGGAUAUGAGAGGAUGGUGAAGAUCUUGGACCCUCUCAUUGGACGGGGGGUGGCAUAUGCCUGA
Messenger RNA from Lasiodiplodia theobromae, 957 nucleotides. RefSeq names its product Mitochondrial carrier protein. The coding region runs from base 1 to 957 and encodes 318 amino acids. The record is from RefSeq and is a predicted model, not a curated record. The transcript has a single exon. Gene Ontology annotation, biological process: mitochondrial citrate transmembrane transport. Lineage: Eukaryota; Fungi; Ascomycota; Dothideomycetes; Botryosphaeriales; Botryosphaeriaceae.